Molecule: messenger RNA, 1629 nt
Organism: Chrysemys picta bellii (western painted turtle)
Lineage: Eukaryota; Metazoa; Chordata; Testudines; Emydidae
Source: RefSeq, a predicted model, not a curated record
AUGCCGGGCAGCAAUGUGGAGACAACAGGUUUGCAAGUGGUUGUUAUGUGCCUUACAAGCCCAAUCAACAUAUUUAUCAAGCAGAGACAUCCGGUUGCUGAACACGCAAAUAAUUCUGAAUCAGAUGAUGGCAAUGUAAAUGAAACUGAAGUAUUGUCAACAAAAAGAAUUCGUACUAGCUUUACUCGGAAAUAUGACUCCUCAUAUAUUCAGUUCGGUUUUGUAGCCACGAAUGAUGGUGGAGUGCCAAAACCGCAGUGCAUUAUUUGUGGUGAUGUGUUGGCUAAUGACGCAAUGAAGCCGUCAAAGCUCAAGAGGCAUUUAAAUACAAAAGAUAAUGAAAUUAGUUCAAAGCCGAAAGAGUUCUUCGAAAGAAAGCAUGUUGAUUUAAAAGGCCAUCAGAAACAGAUCUUUGAAGUGUCACACAUAAAUACUUGUGCUUUGCGAGCUUCUUAUAAAGUAGCACUUCAUGUUGCUAAGGCUAAAAAGCCAUACACAAUCGGUGAGACACUAGUGAUAGGCUGUAUUAAAGUUCUGGGCGAGCUGGCGGCAAAGAAAGUGUCUCAGGUGCCACUUUCAAAUGACACUAUAGCUCAAUGAAGUCACGAUCUGGCUCUGAAUAUGGAAGAUCAGCUCAUAGGACAGAUUAAAUUAGCAAAGUACGUUUCUUUUCACCUUGAUGAAUGUACAGACGUUACUAAUACGGCAAUUCUGAUGGUGAAUGCGCACUUUGAAUAUGAGAGUGAUUUGAAGGAAGAGUUUUUGUUUUCUGCUUCACUACCAACAAAAACAACAGGUUCUGAAGUGUUCAAGAUUGUGAGCAACUACAUCAUUAACAAACGUGGUAUGGAUUUCAAGUUUUGUGUAGGUGUAUGUUCUGAUGGCGCUGCUGCAAUGACAGGAUGGCAUUCUGGAGCAGUUACCCAAAUUAAGGCACUUGCACCCGAAUGCAAGUCAACGCACUGCUUCCUUCACCGAGAAACUCUUGACAAAAAAACGUCAACAGAACUAAACAGUGUGCUCAGCGAGGUUGUAAAAAUUGUGAACCAUGUAAAGGCGAAUGCUUUAAGUUCGAGACUAUUCACUGCAUUAUGUGAUGAUAUGGGAGCUGAUCAUAAACAGCUCCUAUUGCAUGCCGAUGUACAUUGGUUAUCGAGGGGAAAAGUCCUGUCAAGAGUAUUUGAGCUCCGAAACGAGCUUGCCAAGUUUCUUCAGGACAAAAAACCAAAUUAGUCACAAUUGUUCCGAGAUGUGGAUUGGAUAGCCAAGCUGGCUUAUUUGGCUGAUAUCUUUGCCAUCUUUAAUGAUCUCAACACCUCCAUGCAGGGAAGGAUGACUUCAUGUCUUAGAAUGGCAGACAAGAUCGACGGACAGAAAUGAAAGCUAAAAGCAUGGAAGAGUUGAAUGUCAAGAGAUUGUUAUGACAUGUUUCACAACUUAGCGACAAUCAUCGCCGAUGCAGGCGAAGACCUUGAUGUUACAUCUCUACGAAACGUCAUCAGUGAACGUUUGACAAAUUUGGCAGAACGUUUUGAGUUUUAAUUUCCAGCAGCCAAUCAAAAUGAAACUGAACGCACAGAGCACUAUGCAAAAAGACUUUGUCAGUUAGCCCCAACAUCUGAAGUUUAG